This is a messenger RNA of Pygocentrus nattereri (red-bellied piranha), 3809 nucleotides long. RefSeq names its product deltaC (gene dlc). Lineage: Eukaryota; Metazoa; Chordata; Actinopteri; Characiformes; Serrasalmidae. The record is from RefSeq and is a predicted model, not a curated record. Gene Ontology annotation, biological process: axon guidance; cell communication; multicellular organism development. Gene Ontology annotation, cellular component: membrane. The transcript is spliced from 9 exons. Gene Ontology annotation, molecular function: calcium ion binding. Bases 440 to 2437 code for a protein of 665 amino acids.
AGAGAAACGCACACAGGUCUAAAGUCCACGCAGCAGCCGGAGCUGAGGGCACUUCAGUGAGGGUGAGCUCUACACGGCUCACAGCUCUUCAGCACGGUCUUAACUUUUAACUUAGACUUAACUUAAAAAACUCCACUUCGGGGUUCAGCUUUUGUGUGUUUUUUUUAGCUGGAUAUUUUGUGUACCGAUUACCUGCAGCCAGCUCGGAUAGGGUUUUUCUAAGUUUUUUUUUCUUUUUUAGUUGUUUUUUUCUGGCUUGGACAUUCCUGCAGACCGGAUAACUGCGCUUUACUGAGGGUUAACUCACUAGGCAGCGCAUCUUCCAGGUCGUUUUGCGCCUUUUCUCUCCGUUGCUGUCUUUGCAUUGUUGAUUUGGAACCAAGCCCGCUGGACACCAUCUACGGUCUGCUGUCUCGGCAGACGGAGAACCACCGAAACAAUGGCUAACGUCUUACCAGCGUGUCUCCUGCUACUGCUGUCGGCCCACCUGGUCCGCUCCGUCGGUGUGUUCGAGCUGAAGGUCCACGCGUUCCGCAGCGCGCGCGCCCUCUGCCAGCGCGCCGUCGACUGCCGCAUCUUCUUCCGCCUGUGUCUGAAACAUUCCCAGGACGUGAUCCUGCCCGAGCCGCCGUGCACCUACGGCUCCGGCCUGACGGAGCCCUUCAGCGCAGACCAAAUCUCCAGCAGCGCUCCCAUCAGAGUGCCCUUCAACUUCAAAUGGCCGGGAACGUUUUCCUUGAUAAUCGAAGUGUGGAGUGCUGAGUCCUCUUCCGAACAGUCCACCGAAAACCAGAACAAUCUCAUCACCCGCCUGGCCACCAAGCGCACGCUAGCCAUCGGGGAGGAAUCGGCCCAGGAUGUUCACCAGGGAGAGCAGAGUGAGCUGCACUACUCCUAUCAUGUCGUCUGUGACGAGCACUACUACGGCGACAGCUGCUCGGACUACUGCCGUCCCCGGGACGACACCUUCGGCCACUUUACAUGCGACGCCACUGGCAGAAGGAUUUGCUUGGAGGGUUGGAAAGGAGAUUACUGCACAGAGCCCAUCUGCUUGUCUGGCUGCAGCGAAGAGCGCGGUUAUUGUGAGACCCCCGGCGAGUGCAAGUGCCGCCUCGGGUGGCAGGGCCCCCUCUGUGAUGAGUGCCAGCGCCACCCGGGCUGCUUGCACGGCACCUGCAGCCAGCCGUGGCAGUGCAACUGCAAGGAAGGCUGGGGUGGCCUCUUCUGCAACCAGGACCUGAACUUCUGCACUAACCACAAGCCCUGCAGGAAUGACGCCACUUGCACCAACACAGGACAGGGCAGCUACACCUGCACCUGCAAGCCCGGCUUCAGCGGCACCAACUGCGAGAUUGAGACCAGUGAGUGCGACAGCAACCCAUGCAAGAACGGUGGCAGCUGUAACGAUCUGGUGAAUGGCUACUCAUGCACAUGCCCUCAGGGCUUCUACGGGAAGAACUGCGAGAUCAGCGCCAUGACCUGCGCCGAUGGACCCUGCUUCAAUGGUGGCACCUGUGUUGUUGACAAGACCGGAGGCUACUCCUGCCAUUGCCCCGUCGGUUACAUGGGCUCCAACUGUGAGAAGAAAAUCGACAGAUGCAGCAGUGACCCCUGUGCCAACGGUGCACAAUGUCUAGACUUGGGCCUCAGCUUAGUGUGCAAAUGCCGUCCAGGCUUCAAAGGCACUCACUGUGAAAUCAACAUAGAUGAGUGUGCCCGCAACCCCUGCCGCAAUGCUGGCACCUGCGUGGACGGCAUCAAUGACUAUACCUGCAAGUGCACACUGGGCUUCUCAGGCAAGGACUGCAGCGUCCGCACUGAUGCCUGCAGUCGUCUGCCCUGCGAGAACGGUGGGACCUGCUAUACCCACUUCAGCGGGCCUGUGUGCCAGUGCCCACCAGGUUUCAUGGGCACCCGUUGUGAGUAUGACCAGCCUCCCACUCAUGCUCCCCCAGGAGAUGGCUUUCCAGCAGCCCUGGCUGUCUCCUUCACCCUGGGCCUGAUCACCCUGACUCUGGUGCUGUGUGCCGCCAUAAUCCUCCUUAGGCAGAUGAGGCGUAGCGGAAAAGUCGUGUCCACCUCCGUCCAGAACCAGUUGGACACGGUCAAUAACCGCACCUCUAUGAUCUCCACCUCGCAGUCUUGCUUCAAGGAAAAGGAAGCUUUCCUCAUCCCUGGCGGCCCAUACAAAGUGUCCAACAAGGAUGUAGCGCUGAGCUCUGGUAUGCUGGACAAAUGCUCAAGUGACAAGGCCAACAACAAGCAGAAUAUGUUGGACUACAAUCUGGCCGAUGAGAAACAUACAAAGGACAAGCUAGACCUGAAAGAGUCCAGCAUAUUGGUUCCACCUUUGAGCUACCCUAAGGAAGGUUUAUAUCAUCCUGUAUACAUCAUUCCAGAACAGAUGGAACCAUGUAUUUUUGCUACUGAGGUUUAACUGCAACAGUAUUCUCUAAUCUGGAGCACCUCAAGCAAUAGCAGGCUCUGCUUUACCAUGUUUACAUGCUUUUAAAGGAAAAUUGGAAGAACUGAAGAAUAUAUAUUAUAUAGACAUAUAUUAUUUAAUAUUUAUUCAUGCUGCUCAGAAUGAAAGGACUACUUUUUGAUGUGGACAAUGUUGUUGCGGAGACAAAGCAAGAGAAGUUGAAGGGCUGGAAGACCAACCGCCAGCAUUAUUUGCACUACCAUUUUUCUUUCUGUUUUUUACAUUCAUCACAGAUACACAUGCAUAUGGUUUUUUUUAUUAUAGUUGUUAAGAAAGGAAUAUGAACUCUGGAUGAACUGGAGAGAAUGUAAUAUUCCUCAAUCGCAAAAAGGCAGGACCUUUUCCUUCCAGGUGCCUUAUAUGAUGAAAAAAGGGCAUCUCAAUCUUAAUGAACUCGCCUUAUCGCUUUAUUAUACCAAAUGAGGCCAUGCAUCCAGUCAAUCAAACCCUGAGACUCUGAGCUGAGACAAGGGAGAUGUAGCGGAGCAAUUCUGGAGGCUGACCUUGGGAUACCCAUUGGACCUUUUGGAAUGCGAUUGAGGAUCUAUCUGACGACAAACAAUCAAGGUGAUUAACAGGCUGGUUUCUGCUGGAGGCAGUGCAGGCAGUGGUCACAGGAAAUCUGAAAUCAUUGUGUAACCACAAACUGUUACACAAUACCCAAUGCCUAUUAUGGUCCCGACUAUCAGUGAAAACUCAAGUGAACUUAAUCCAAACAAGUGCCUGAUUUUGUCUGUACCAUGGUUUAAUGAAAAAGAGGUACUGCUUAGAAACUCGGAAUUGUCAACAAGCCCUGUCUAAAUUUACAGAACUUGUAAAAUGAUUUGAUAGGCUGAUAUACGUUUUACAUUAGAAGUGUUUUCAGCAUACAAAACAGCAGUUUUUCUCAAAGCAGUAGCUGGGGUACAGAUUGUUUGUACAACGCGACUUGAUGGAUUGUUGUUGCGUACAGCUUUCAUCCUGCUCAUCGUCCACUGCCAGUUAGCUAUUUCCUACAUUCCCAUGACUUGAAAGAAGCGUUUCAUCCAAACUGAUAGCCUCGCUAUUGUCAAGAUUUCCUGGCCUGCAUCAGGGUCUUUUCAAAAAAGAUCUCAUCUUAAUGGGGCGAGAUGCUUCACUAGAGUUUUUCAUGAUUGUUGUGUUUUUUUUUUUUUUUUUUAACUUUAAACCAAAUAGAUCUUUUGUUAUGUGUUCUAUUAAUAUCCUCAAUAAUUUAACAAUGCAAUGUUGUACAAAACUUUGAGAUAUUUCUACUAUUUAAUUUGAUUGUAUAUAAUUUGUAUUUAUAAAGAGAAUUGUAUAUAUGUCAAUGUUAUGUGCCUAU